UCUCUGGGCGUAUCUUGUGAACUCUUGUACUACUCCCACUUCACACUAUUUCUCCGGCUGCGCACGUGGAGACACGAGUAGAAGUUCUUUGCAGCUUCUUUAGCUAUGUCCCGACGACAAAUGCCAUCACUUGUGGCGCGAAUCGACAAGCAAGGAACUCUUAACAAACGGCAACAUUCUCCGACAAUGACUCCCGCUUGAGUUCCUCUCUUGGCAGCCUCCCCCUUCCACUUUCCUCCUCUUUUUUCCUCCUGAUCCCGUUCUGUCCAAUUUGAGCCCCAGCCACACCAUUAUGGUAGAUAAAGGCCCUUUGUUGACAUCUGCCGUUAUUUUCUACCUGUCCAUUGGGGCAGCCAUUUUUCAAGUCCUGGAGGAGCCCAAUUGGAAGCUGGCUGCAAAGCAGUACAAACUCCAGAAGGAAAAAAUACUUAAGGACUAUCCCUGUCUGACGAAAGAUGAUUUGGACAAAAUAUUACAGAUAGUCUCCAAUGCUGCUGGCCAAGGUGUCACCAUAACGGGCGACAAGACCUUCAACAACUGGAACUGGCCAAAUGCUGUCAUCUUUGCUGCCACUGUCAUAACUACUAUUGGAUAUGGAAACAUUGCCCCCAAAACAUCAACUGGACGUGUAUUUUGUAUCUUCUAUGGGCUCUUUGGUGUGCCUUUGUGUCUUACUUGGAUCAGCGAGCUUGGGAAGUUCUUUGGUGGACGAGCCAAGCAUUUUGGCCAAUAUCUAACCAAGAAAGGAUUUUCACUGAGAAAGGCUCAAUUUACCUGCACUGCUAUUUUUCUUCUCUGGGGGGUGUUGAUACAUUUAGUCCUUCCCCCUUUUGUUUUCAUGUCCCAGGAGGGUUGGACAUACAUCGAAGGCUUGUACUUCUCCUUUGUUACCUUGACGACAAUUGGCUUUGGUGACUUGGUAGCAGGUGUGGAACCCAAUAAAGAUUACCCCACUCUAUACCGUUACUUUGUGGAGGUUUGGAUUUAUCUUGGUUUGGCUUGGCUUUCCUUGUUUUUCAACUGGAAAGUGCGCAUGGUGAUCGAAGCCCACAAAGCACUGAAGAAACGACGCAAGCUCCGCAAACUAUCUCUAGAUGAGCUGCGACAAUACAAAGAAUCUCACAAGGCUGCACUUCACCUGUCGCAAACUCCCAAGGAUGUCAACAUCUUCAGCUUCCUGUCCAAAAAACAAGAAGGCUACAAUGACCUAAUCAAGCAGAUUGGCACGAAAAGUGAUGAGAGAGACAACGGCAGCGCAGGGAACGCUGUCAGCAGUGCCAAAGACAAGUCUCGGUCCAAAAGCUGCAAUGACACUCCCAUGUUUAAUGGCCACACUAUUCUCAGUUUAGAGCGUUCACCACGGCACAAGAGACGAUACAGCUUCAGUGACCGUGUCACUGUUGCUUUCUCAAAGUCAAAGAACUACCUCCUGGGCUCUGACAACGGUUUGCUGUUAACAGAGGAUCAUGUUGACAGGGAUGCCGAACUGGACCAAAACCAAAUAUAUGAGAACCAACUUGACAAAGACGUGGACCUGGAGAAUCCAGGAUUGGGAGCUUGUGGAAUAAGUGGUCGAAGGGCGUGGGAUUCUAAAGACUACCAUCACCUUACGUUUCAAAAUGCAAAUAUUACCUUCAUUGAUGAGGAAAACUUUCUUAGUAAUAAUCUGGAGGAGGACGAGGAUGAUGAUUCCAAAGCAAAACUAUCUGUAACGACUUGUGAUGAAAACAUUGAACCCAACACCAAGGAGGAGGAGAGUUCAGUGUCGGACGGCUCUGUUUUUAGCUCUGAUGUUUCUGAACACAGCAACUCUUAUGAGAAGCUUGUAGAAGAAUAUGCAAAGGAAGACAAUACAGAACCUUGAAAGAACAGUUAAAACAGAAUUCCUUAUUAACUGUGACGGUAUUGAAGUUUUUCAACAAUGUGAAUUGUUGGGAAAAAAAAACUGGACAGCCCAUUGCACUGUUGGGGUGGCAAAAGGAAAAAAAGGCCUAGCAGAAUGAUUGUUUCCUUUCUUGUGACAAAUCAAAAUCCCUGUCAUUUGAGCGAAUGAUGGUGCUUCCUGGAAUCUUGUUUUCCGACAAUUUCACUCACUUUGAACUUCAUUAGCUCUAUUUAUGGCCUUUGUAGACAUGUUUUCCACAUAUUGAAAUCACGAUCAAAUUGAUGAUUUCCUCUUCUUUUUUGUGCAUAGUAUAAUAGGGAAUCAUGUGUAUGUUUAAACAUAGUGCUUUCACACACACCAUAUUGGUGUUUAUAGAAUAUUUAAAAAGAUGGGCAUGGUAGCUGGCGUAGAUAUAUGCGUCUCCCAUUGCACAAUUCCACCGAAUGAGGACAGAGCAAAGUCCGUUCCAGUGCAGAUUGUUGUUAUUUUUUAACCUGAAUCAAACAUUUGUCCUUAUAGUGAAAGAAUUUCUUUUCCCUUCCCGUAUUUUCCUUAGUCCUUGAUGAAUAGCUGCCUAUUCUGCGAUUGUGCCUUGUUUUGACUGUACAUAACAGACAUGUGGCUCCACUUAGGUCAGCAAGUCUGCACUAGUGACUUAUAAAGACCUAGAGUCGACCCAAGGUAAACUAUUAAGGGAGAAAAAAAAGAUAUGCACAUUAAAGCAUUGCUGGUUAAUGGAAAUUAGUGAUGUGGGAUACCACUGAUCUUGAUCUGAUACUGAAUAAAAUUCAGGCUGGUAUCAGUGAUACUGAUACCAUAUCGAUGCUUUGUGUAAAUUCACCUAAUGUGUUUGGUAAAUUGUUUAAUAAUUAAUGUAAUUCAAUUAAUUAAUUAAUUAAUUAAUUAAAGGGCAAUGUACAAAAACUGAAAAAACAUGGCAACAUCAUAUACAAUAUGUGAAAAUAGUAUUUCAAACAAAACAAAUAAUUGAAAUAAUAAAACCAUUAAAAUAAAUGAUUAAUUACCAAGACCUACUAUAAGAAUUAAUAUUUUAUUGACAAUUCACGCAUGGUUUUCCAAUCAGAUAUCACUUCAACAGACAAAGUUUCAGACAGACAUGACCUCAAAUGACAGAAGUAUCAAAAGUAUUGUUAUUUGUUUUUGAGCAUCGACUUUAGAGUAUGAACGCCUGGUAUCAGAAGUAUCAUUAUAUCAGUAUCGAUCCACGCAUCACUAAUGGAAAUAGCCCAAGAAUAUGCUAUUAUAAGUUUCUUUGCAAAUAAUGGCUUAAUUUUAGUGCAUGCAUACUAUGUUAUGUCGCUAACAGCAUCAAUUGGAACAUUUUGGGCCCUUUUAAUGUGGCAGUAUGAAUUCACAUUUCACUACCAAGAUAUUUGUACUUUUUUUCUCUCCAGCCCCAAUUCUUUGCAUUGUGUUUAUGGUGUAAAUAUUGGCUGAAAGCCCAUCAGGAGCCACAAACACACCUCUCUUGAGGGCACGGCCUUGCUACUUGUUUGCCUUUGGGAGCUCACAUUGACCCAAAUGACUGUAGUACUGCAAAUGACAGCCAGCAAGGGGGAACAUUCAGCAGAUCAAUGCUCUUGUGUGACGUGUGUGUAUCAGUCCUGAGCCAAAGUCAGCAAAAAAAAUACUCCUCUCUGUUCACGUAAUUCAAAACUGUUAAGCGGAGCAGUUAAGAACUCCUGUCUGUGGCCUUUACUUGCUCACCUACUGCCUUUUGCACUCGCUAACUUGCGCACACACCUUGAAAACUUGAAACAGUGUUACUAUGAAUAAGAAGAUAUACCUGCAAUCGCAGUGCCACACAGGUUGUCAAUUUUGAAGUCUCAAGAUAUUUUAAGUAAAAUGUAUUGUAAAUAUCGGGUAUUGUUUGACGUUUUUUGUGGCACAUGAAUCACCUUCUGCAUUAUAUUGCCUGAAAUUCACAGCAUAGCUGAAGAAACAAGGUACAGCACUGUCACGCUUGUACAUUGUAUGAAUUCACUCAAAUUGUAAAACGUUUUCGGUUUCAUAAUUAUGGUGGAUGUUUAGCAUAGAAUUGUUAUGCAGUCCCAGUACAUGUCUUGAGAUUAUUUAUUUCUUGCAGGUUAAAACCCCUUGUCUAAAUUUUCUAUUGUGUAAAUUAUUAUUUGUAUAUGAAUACUGUACACUUCAUGUAAAAUAAACACUGAAACUUG
This is a messenger RNA of Doryrhamphus excisus (bluestripe pipefish), 4083 nucleotides long. RefSeq names its product potassium channel subfamily K member 5. Gene Ontology annotation, cellular component: plasma membrane. Lineage: Eukaryota; Metazoa; Chordata; Actinopteri; Syngnathiformes; Syngnathidae. Gene Ontology annotation, molecular function: outward rectifier potassium channel activity; potassium ion leak channel activity. The record is from RefSeq and is a predicted model, not a curated record. Gene Ontology annotation, biological process: stabilization of membrane potential; potassium ion transmembrane transport.